CAAACAGCUGCGCCUGUUGUGACGUGUCGCCCGUGUUUGUUUUGAUCGGUCGCCAAGCCGGCAAACUUUUGUCAAUUAUUUGAAACAAAAACUGAGUUGCUCUUUAAAGAAAAUCAGAGUUUGCUCUCAUCGAAUGAUUUGUCAAAAUUGAUUGUUAUUUGCUCACCGAAAUACGAAAUAAAUCCCGAAGAAUGGCGCCGACAACGAAAAUCAAUCUUGCCGAUAAAGUGGACGAUGGCGAAAUGGACCUCAGCAUGUGCGAUUUGCAAGAAGUACCUGUGAAGGAAAUUGCUGCCUAUCGGAAGGUCUGGAGUUUGGAUCUUUCGAACAACCAUCUCACACAAUUAUCUAAAGCAUUCCCUACUUUGACAAAUCUCACAAAAUUAGACUUGAGUAAGAACAAGUUGAAGAAAUUGCCAGAUAACUUUGGUGAUCUUCAUCGUCUAAAGCAUUUGGACCUGUACAAGAAUGAGUUACAACAUUUGCCAUUAAGUUUUGGUCAACUGAAGAGUUUAAAAUGGCUUGACUUGAAGGACAAUCCUCUGGUGCCUGCAAUUCAGGAAGCAGCUGGAGAUUGUUUAGACACUGCACAAUGUCAGGUUUGUGCAUCUAAUAUCAUCUACUUUUUCACAAAACUGCGUGAAAAAGUUGAUGAAGAAAGAGAAAUUAGAGAAAAACAACGACAAAAAGAAAAGGAGCGUCAGAACGAAUUGACAGCUCAGAAGUCCAAGUCAAAUAUUCCAGAAAAGAAGAAGAAAAAGGAACCUAAACUGAGUACAUCACAGACUAAAGUGAAAUGUGAAGCAACUACAAGUGAUGUACAAGUAUCCAAAGGUGAACCCCAGGCACAGAAACCAAUCAAGCAGAGCAAACGCUCAUUUUUCUUCAUUUUUAUCACGUCAUUGCUGCUAAUUCUUAGCACUCUAUUUGUACUCACUGCAUGUGGCUUUGAUAUGACUAUGUUUAUCGAAGAUGCAGUGGCAACAACAUGGUCGAAAUCAAUUUCGCAUUGUCCACAGGCAGUUCAAAAUGUCGGCGAAACAUUCGCGGAUUAUUUUCUGUUUGUGCAUCGUAAAGUGGGUUAUUAUUUAGCGAAAUCGGAAAACAAGAGCUACCUGAGCAUCUUGAAUGAGAAAGUCCAUGAAAUGUACAGUACAUUGAUACGUUAAAUGUAUCUGCUCUAAAUUUGAAGGUCGAACUAUUUUUCUUACUUUCUGUAAAUUUGUAUCGCUGCAUGAAUAAAUGAAAUUCAAUGUUUAAA
This is a messenger RNA of Dalotia coriaria, 1261 nucleotides long. RefSeq names its product leucine-rich repeat-containing protein 59. NCBI's taxonomy places the organism in Eukaryota, Metazoa, Arthropoda, Insecta, Coleoptera, Staphylinidae. Gene Ontology annotation, molecular function: protein binding. The transcript has 3 exons. The record is from RefSeq and is a predicted model, not a curated record. Bases 192 to 1169 code for a protein of 325 amino acids.